Sceloporus undulatus (fence lizard) is the source of this 2284-nucleotide messenger RNA. Its product is annotated as calcium-binding tyrosine phosphorylation-regulated protein-like. The record is from RefSeq and is a predicted model, not a curated record. The transcript has 6 exons. Gene Ontology annotation, cellular component: sperm fibrous sheath; cytoplasm. Gene Ontology annotation, biological process: sperm capacitation. Gene Ontology annotation, molecular function: calcium ion binding. Bases 154 to 2166 code for a protein of 670 amino acids. Lineage: Eukaryota; Metazoa; Chordata; Lepidosauria; Squamata; Phrynosomatidae.
CCGGCCGGGUUCCUUAGCGACUCCAGAGGAGGCUCCGGCAAGGGGCGGAGAGGAAGCGUUAGCGCUGCCGCCGAGAGAGGAAUUGUCAAAACCAUAGUUUAAAAAAACGGAACAAAAGUUGUGAAAUUGCAGCUUUGUCUGCAGCUGCCAACAAUGCACACCGCAAAGCCCAGGAUGGUGGUUCCUUAUGGCCUCAAGACUCUGCUUGAGGGAGUGAGCAGAGCAGUUCUGAAGGCCAGCCCAUCCAACAUCACUGAGUUUGCUGCUGUCUAUUUCAGAGAGCUGAUAAUUUUUCGAGAAGAACACCCUAAUUUGGAUAUUAAAGACCUCGUGAGAGAAUUUCAUGCCACUAGAGUGGAAGGAUGGGCUGAAAGAACAUCUGCAGCUACUCCAGUGACCCGUUCCAAAAGGGCUGAUGUUGGAGAUGCAUUUCGUUCAGACUUGGACACGACACCAAUGUCUGAUGAACCCAAACGGAAGGAGAAAUCGACUGACACCGAAGAGGACCAGAUAAAUGAAGAACCUCAGCGUGAACUGAGCACCAAGACUACCCAAUUCCCUUCGACUGUGGAUGAAUUUGUAGAAAAGGCUGGGGAUGAAAAGGGAGCAGGACUUGCCUAUGUCCCUGCUGAUCCAGCCCAGCUAGCAGCACAGAUGCUAGGUAACAUUGAAACUUUUGCUUCUGAACCUGACUUGAAGGAUGUGGCAAUUUCUGUGCAGACCCUUCCUACGGUGUCCCACAGUGCAGAGAACAUUGUAGCUCCUGCAUCACUGGCAGAACCUGCACCAGCAGCACCUUCACCUGCACCUGCCCCUGAAUCCGAACCUGAAUCCACUCCUGAACCCAUUUCCGAACCCACUUCUGAACCCAUUUUUGAACCCACUCCUGAACCCACUCCUGAACCCACUCCUGAACCUGAAUUUGCCCAAGCAGAAGCACCUGCUGAAGAGGAAACACCUAUCCCAGCACAUGUAGAAGCAGAACCUGCUCCUGCCGAAGCAGAACUUGCCCCAGCCGAAGGGGUUACCACAGGUUCAGCACAUUCUCUGAGGGUUGGGUCAGCCACUCAGAGUCAGACCUCCGUUCAUGGGGAAGUAGUUCCCUCAGGCAGUCAGGCUGAGCAACCACCUGCUGACGCAGUAGAGCCCGAUACCUCAGACCCCUUGCAGGAAGAACAGCCACCCCCGCCAGCACCACCACCUCCUCCCGAUAAAGACCUAAUGCAGGCUGAGCCUUGUCCAGAUGAAAUUGAGCUCACAUCAGACUUACAUAUCACACCCAUGUGUGAGGAUGACCCUGAGGCUGGUGGAGAGCCCCCACCACCACCCUAUGUAGAGCAGUUUCCACAGCAAAUAGUCAUUCCCUUCGUAGACACAGUAGCAUGUCUCUUAGAUCCUCUAACGGCUUCACUAAAUGCAGGCCAGUUGACUAGUAUUCUAGAUCCAUCUGCAGAUGAUGCAGAAUGUGACCCUGACAGGAUGGAUACUCCAGAGCAACUGAGAUCAACUGACCCAGGUUUUAUUAUGUCAGCCAUGGCAACAAGCGAACCAGGACAGCCACCACCAUAUUCUAAUGUGUGGACUCUCUAUUGUCUAACUGAUUUGAAAGAACAAGGUCGUAAGUCACCACCAUCUCAACCACCCCUUCCACCUGUUGGAACAGGUGCGCCUGUCCCCCAGGCAACCUUAUUCAUAUCUAGUGGUAAAGACCAACCGCAGUAUCUACAGCCGCAGAUGAUACAACAAGGUCAUCCACCACAAGUGUCCUCUCCAACUUAUGUGAUGAUGGAAGAUGGGAAGAAGGGAAAUGCUCCACCUUUCAUUUUAGUGGGCUCUUCUGUUCAGAAUAAACAGGACUGGAAACCCAUCCCUGGCCAUGCUGUCCUCACACAGCCAGAUGCUGCUGGUAAUGUGAGGAGAUUCGCUACCAUACCUGUGCCAGUCGCCAGGCCAGCAGAUCCGAAAAUUGCCAACCCCAAUUUUAACUCCGCACAGGAUAGCGGCAGGCCUCCAACUCCAGUUUUUCUUUCAGUUGCCAUACCACUGGAAGAUGUGAUGACUGGGAAGAAGGGUUCAGGCGCUGGGGAUAAAGCACCUUUUGCAGGCAGUUAUGGCAUAGCAGGAGAGAUCACAUUUACUACUGCCUCAGUACGCAGGACAGAAUAGAGUAAAGAUUGAGAAGAGGUGCUGAUGUUCAACAUUUCACCCCAGAAUGGAAACCUGCAUCUUUAAUUAAAAUAUUGAUUAACUAAUACAAGCAAUAAAGAAAUGCAAGCAAUCUGAA